This is a messenger RNA of Danio rerio (zebrafish), 1044 nucleotides long. It is a transcript of the gene tvp23b, whose product is annotated as trans-golgi network vesicle protein 23 homolog B (S. cerevisiae). Lineage: Eukaryota; Metazoa; Chordata; Actinopteri; Cypriniformes; Danionidae. The record is from RefSeq and is marked provisional. Gene Ontology annotation, cellular component: Golgi apparatus; membrane.
AGUGACGUGUCGCAUAUUAUAAGCAGCAGCAAGAGCGCAGUAAUAAUGAGGCGGGAGUCAAACGAUGAUGACGACGUGUCUUUAUUUGACGCUGAGGAGGAUUCAGCCACCAGAAAGAACAAAAUCAAGCAUCCGGUGGCGUCCUUCUUCCAUCUGUUUUUCCGGGUCAGUGCCAUUCUGGUCUACCUGCUGUGUGGUUUAGUGGGCGGAAGCUUCAUUGCCUGCAUGGUGACCAUCAUCCUCCUGCUGUCAUGUGACUUCUGGACUGUGAAGAACAUCACUGGCCGUCUGAUGGUGGGUUUGCGCUGGUGGAAUCAGGUGGACGAUGAUGGAAAAAGUCACUGGGUGUUUGAGUCCAGAAAGGCCAGCGGGAAUCAGUCUUCAGCAUCUCGGAGCUCAAACUCAGAGUCUCGUAUCUUCUGGCUGGGUCUGGUCAUCUGUCCCAUCAUCUGGGUCAUCUUUGCUUUCUCUACACUCAUCUCCUUCAAGAUUAAAUGGCUGGCGGUGGUGAUUUUGGGUGUGGUGUUACAGGGAGCUAAUCUGUACGGAUAUGUGCGCUGUAAAGUAGGAGCCCGAACAAACCUGAAGAACAUGGCAACAAAUUACUUCGGAAGGCAGUUUCUGAAACAGGCUUUCACAAAACAAGAGGAGUCUUAAAAAGGAGCAGACCUUGAGAAAUCACUCAUCAGUGAACUUUUAUUAUGUUAUUUUAUAAAACAGACUGAUAUUAAGUGAGCUAAAAGGGUCACUUGGCUGAAUUGUGGUUUUUUUUUUCCUUGUAGUGUAACAAUCACAACCUGUUAACUAAUUCUUUAACAUUUAUAGAUAUCUUUAACUUUAUAUUAUGUUUUUUUUUAAAUAAUGAACUUAACAGAGUGUUUUGUUACUUAACGUUGCAUGACACCAUGCAUUACGCUUCUGUUUUGUUGACAGAUGUACAUAUUUAUAUACUGCUGUAAAUUAUUUUUGGAGGAAGGGGAGAUUGUGUGCUUUAUGAAAGUUUAUGAUUGUGUCAUAUUGAGUGAAUGAAAAAAUAAAGAGAGU